AAGAUAUCGGAUUAAGUUGCCAAGCGAAAUCUUUCCAUAUAGGUAUGUAGCUAUAUCCGAGGAGUUUAAAUUCAAAGUGAACAAUGGCUUCAAUAAAGCUAGUAUCGUUUGAAGAAGAACUGAAGAAGAAUCCCGAAUUAAAAGAGUCAGAUAUACAAAUGUUGAGAGAAUGGUGUGAAAAGCAACCUCAUCUGCCUAAAAUAUCAGAUAGCGAAUUAGCGUUGUUCUUGCAUAGUAAUUAUUAUCGACUUGAACCGACGAAAACUACUAUCGACACCUUUUUCACAGUUAGAACUCACGUACCUGAGUUUUUCUGUAAUCGAGAUCCUAUUAACAAUAAGGAGUUUAAAAAAGCAACUGAAACGGUAACGAACAUAAUUUUGGAAGGAACUACUAAAGAAGGCUAUAAAAUUAUUUAUGGAAGACUCCUAGAUGACGAACCAUCGCAUUUCGUUUACAACGAUACUAUGAAAUUUCUGAAUAUGGUGUUUGAUUUAUGGCUCUAUAUGGAAGGCACUUGUGAUGGUCAUGUAUUAUUAAUCGACAUGAAAAACGUUUCUUUGGGCCACGUCGGCCGUUUGAGUCCCAUGGCCUUAAAGAAAUUCCUUUACUAUUUACAAGACGGGUUACCUGUUAGAUUGAAGAGCUUUCAUUUCAUGAAUGCUUCUCCGGUAAUAGAUCUCAUUUUGAAUAUGAUGAGACCUUUCAUGAAAAAGCAGCUGAUGGACAUGUUUCAUAUGCAUACUACGAGUGAUACUUUGGAGAAAUUUGUACCUCUCGAAGUUCUUCCAAACGAAGCAGGCGGUCAAGCUGGACCUAUACAAGACUUACAUAAUAAUCAAGUGAAAAAACUGAUAGAUCACAUUGCCUGGUUCCAAGAAGAUGAAGCUAAUCAUCGCGUUAAUGAAUCGCUACGACCGGGCAAGGCAAAGACGGCAACGGAUUUAUUUGGCGUUGAAGGAAGCUUUAAGAAGCUCGAAAUUGAUUGAUGGAAUGAUCAUAUUUUGCAACACAGAUACGCGAUGAUAUUAUUGAUCUUAUAUUUAGAACACUAUAACACAGUUUUCGAAAAUGAAAACAUUAAUCUAUCUGACGUUUAUUAUUACACAGAAAGGACAGUUU
This is a messenger RNA of Mycetomoellerius zeteki, 1122 nucleotides long. Its product is annotated as alpha-tocopherol transfer protein-like. Gene Ontology annotation, cellular component: membrane. Lineage: Eukaryota; Metazoa; Arthropoda; Insecta; Hymenoptera; Formicidae. Bases 84 to 989 code for a protein of 301 amino acids. The transcript has 4 exons. Gene Ontology annotation, molecular function: phosphatidylinositol bisphosphate binding. The record is from RefSeq and is a predicted model, not a curated record.